Messenger RNA from Musa acuminata subsp. malaccensis (wild Malaysian banana), 2592 nucleotides. RefSeq names its product 65-kDa microtubule-associated protein 6. NCBI's taxonomy places the organism in Eukaryota, Viridiplantae, Streptophyta, Magnoliopsida, Zingiberales, Musaceae. Gene Ontology annotation, cellular component: spindle; cytoplasm. Gene Ontology annotation, molecular function: microtubule binding. Gene Ontology annotation, biological process: microtubule cytoskeleton organization. The record is from RefSeq and is a predicted model, not a curated record.
AAUGACUUGCCCUUCCUGCUUGUGCUUAAGAGACCCUCCGAGUCUCACAUGCUUGCUUAUGUGGUAGCUCUACUUCACAAAACCUAGAAAGGUGUCUUUUUUAUCUCGAGUCUCCGGUCUCCAUACUCUCCCCCUCCCCACCUGCCUCAGCUGGUCUUUCUUGCUUACUCUGUAGAGCUACAUCUGCUGCUACUCCUACACACCUCUCCCAUUCCUCCUCCCUGUCUUGAUCUUUACCUGCUUCCCUACUAAAACCCCCCAAAACCCUCGUCUCAGAUCUCUCCCACACCAAACCUCUGGGAGGGGGAAAAGAAGCAGCUUGCACGGCCUUCUUUGGCUUGUUUUACCUUCGUGUGGCCAAGAAAGAGGCGGAAAGCAGGGAGCUUUUUCUUGUCCUUGCCUCUGUUCUGUUGUCUCUCUUGUUUGCAUCCUUUUCUGUGGAGAAAAGAAGGUGGGAAGUGGUGGAAAUGGCAGGAUUGGGGGUUCAGGCGGCGUUGCGGAGCAGCAUCAGUCUGGAGACCACAUGUGGUGCUUUGCUCCAAGAGCUUGAGCACAUAUGGACAGAGAUUGGAGAGAGCGACGAGGAGAAAGACCACAUGCUAUCGGAGUUGGAAAAAGAGUGCAUGCUAGUGUACCGGAGGAAGGUUGACGAAGCCAGGAGUGCCAGGGCACGCCUCCAUCAAUCUUUGGUUGCCAAAGAAGCGGAGCUUGCAUCUCUCAUGGCGGUACUUGGUGAGCAGAGCCUCCAGCUAAAGAUGGAGAAAUCUAGAUCAUUGAAGGAAAGACUUGCUUCAGUUACCCCUCUUUUGGAAGAUCUCAGGAUGAAGAAAGAGGAACGAGUCAAGCAGUUCUCUGAUAUACUGUCUCAGAUUGAAAAGCUCAAUGCAGAUAUUACAGGAUUUAGUCACCAGUAUGACUCUCUAACUAUCGGUGUCAAGAUUGAAGAACAUGAUUUGUCAACAAGGAAACUCACCGAGUAUCAAGCAAAGCUACGAAGUCUCCAGAAGGAGAAGUCUGAUAGGCUUCAUAAAGUUUUGGAACAUGUAAAUGAGGUGCAUUCUUUAUGUGGUAUGCUUGGAAUGGACUUCAGGAAGAUAGUGGAAGAAGUACACCCCAGUCUGCAUGAGACUUGUGCAGAGCAGUCCACCAAUAUUAGUGAUGCCACACUGGAGGGCCUAUCUCAAGUCAUCCUAAGACUUAAGACUGAAAAGAAGAUACGAACUCAAAAGCUGCGAGAUGCCGUUGAAUCACUUAAAAAUCUAUGGGAUUUGAUGGAUUCAUCGGAAGAAGAGAGGAGGCCUUUUGAAAAAGUGGCGACUGUGCUUGGAUCCUCUGAAGUUGAUGUCAUGUGUUCUGGUGUAUUCUCACUUGAAACAAUCAAGCAGAUAGAAACUGAAGUUGAGAGGCUUAAAAAACUGAAAGUUGGUAGAAUGAAAGAACUUGUUUUAAGGAAAAGGUCAGAACUAGAAGAGAUAUGCAAAAACACACACAUUGAACCAGAUAUGAGUACUGCACCAGAGAAGGCCUGCGCACUUCUAGAUUCUUGCCUUGUUGAUCCUUCUGGACUUCUCACGAACAUUGAGACACAGAUCAGAAAAGCUAAAGAAGAUUCUGUGAUGAGGAAAGAAAUUAUAGACAGAGUGAACAAAUGGCUCUUGGCAUGUGAAGAAGAAAAUUGGCUUGAAGAUUAUGACAAGGACGUGAACAAGUAUAGUGCCGGAAGAGGUGCCCACUUCAAUCUAAAACGUGCAGAGAAGGCAAGGGUGACUGUCAGUAAAAUUCCAGCUACUGUUGACAAUUUGACGAGCAAAAUAUUUAUUUGGGAGGAUGAGAAAAAUAUGCCUUUCCUAUAUGAUGGGGUGCGCUUGGUGUCCGUUCUAGAAGACUACAAACUUAAGAGACAACAAAAGGAAGAGGAAAAACGAAGAUACAGGGAACACAAAAAAUUACAAAAUCUUCUCCUCACUGAGAAGGAAGCAGUUUAUGGAUCCAAACCUACUCCAAAACGGAGCAAUAGUUUCAACAGAAAGACAAAUGCUUAUCAUGCAAACGGGAAUGGCAACGGCUUCAUGACUCCUUCACCGCGACGAAUUUCCGUUGGCAGUGCAACUCCUGAGCUGCUCACGCCACGCUCGUACUCUGGCCGUUAUAAUAGCUACUUCAAGGAGACAAGACGGUUGUCCGCUGCUCCACUGAAUUUUGUUGCUGUAUCCAAGGAGGAUACUAUAUCUUCAUUCACAUCCAUCGCAGGUUCAGAAGUUGGUUCUCCACCUCUCAGAUAGCUGCAGGAGGGAAUAUGCAUCAGCUUUUGACUCUACUUUCCCAAAACUGGUGCUUGUAACAAUGAUUACAUUUGUGCUAAAAUGUCUUCAUUUGUGUCCUCGUACAUUAGGAUUAAUAUGUUGAGAUGUAGUGCCCUGUGUAAAAUUUACUAACUAGGAUGGGGAUCUAGCAACUAACUUGCCGGCUCUGAUAGGCCUCUCAUUUGUGGUUACUCCAUCUUUGCUUAGAGAACUCUCAUAUGUACAUAUAGUGUAGAAUGAACAUCCAGAAUACUGUGUUUCCGAUUUGGGAUGGAGUUUUAUUUCGUCA